AUGGGUGAACAAAUUGAUCAAUUACAAAAAUUAAAAAAUAAAUUAGAAAAAGAAAAACAAAAUAUUAAAUCUGAACUUGAUGAUUUACGUGCACAACUUGAUCAUGCACAAAAAGGUAAAGCAGCUGCUGAAAAACUUUCGAAACAACUUGAACAACAAUUAAGUGAAAUACAAAUAAAACUUGAUGAUAGCUUCAAACAAAUUAAUGAUUUAACUGGUCAACGAACAAAAAUACUUGCAGAAAAUUCAGAAUUAGUUAAACAAAUUGAAGAUCUUGAACAUCAAGUUACUUCAUUACAAAAAAUCAAAAUUACAUUACAACAACAAGCUGAUGAAGCUAAACGUGCUUUAGAAGAAGAAUUACGUGGUAAAAGUGCCAUCACUGCUCAAUUACGUAAUUUAUCUGCUGAUCUUGAUCAAGCACGUGAACAACUUGAAGAAGAACAAGAAGGAAAAGUUGAGCUUCAACGACAAGUUACUAAACUCAGCUCAGAAGUUCAACAAUGGAGAUCACGUUAUGAAUCUGAAGGUUUGGCUCGUGCUGAAGAACUUGAAGAAGCUAAACGUAAAUUAGCAGCUAAAUUAACCGAAGCUGAAGAACAAGUUGAAGCAGCUUUAUCUAAAUGCAAUGCUUUAGAAAAAGUUAAAGCUCGUUUACAAGGUGAAGUAGAAGAUCUUAUGGUUGAUGUUGAACGUGCUAAUGCUAAUGCUUCUGCUAUGGACAAGAAACAGAGACAAUUUGAUAAAUUAAUUAAUGAAUGGAAACAAAAAUGUGAAGAUAUCACAGUUGAACUUGAAGCAUCACAAAAAGAAGCACGUCUCUAUUCAACAGAAUUAUUUAAACUUAAAACACAAUAUGAAGAAUCACAAGAACAAAUUGAAGCACUUCGUAAAGAAAAUAAGAACUUGGCCGAUGAAAUUAAAGAUCUUAUCGAUCAAUUGGGUGAAGGUGGAAAGAGUCUUCAUGAAUUAGAUAAAGCUCGUAAACGUGCUGAAAUGGAAAAAGAAGAAUUACAAGGUGCAUUAGAAGAAGCUGAAGCUGCACUUGAACAAGAAGAAGCUAAAGUUCUUCGUGUUCAAAUGGAAUUAAGUACAGUACGUCAAGAAAUCGAGCGUCGUAUACAUGAAAAAGAAGAAGAAUUUGAAACUACACGUCGUAAUCAUGCUCGUGCUAUGGAAUCAAUGCAAGCUAGUUUGGAAGCUGAAUCACGAGCUAAAGGUGAAGCAAUUAAACAGAAAAAGAAACUUGAAUCGGACAUUAAUGAACUUGAAAUUGCUCUUGAUCAUGCUAAUCGUAGCAAUGCAGAUUUACAAAAAGCACUUAAGAAUUUACAACAAACAGUUACUGAAUUACAACAACAAGUUGAAGAAGAACAACGACAACGUGAUGAAGCUCGUGAAGCUGCUGCCGCUGCUGAACGUCGUGUUAAUCUUAUACUUGGUGAACUCGAAGAAUUACGUACAGCAUUAGAACAAGCUGAACGUGCACGUCGUGCAGCUGAAAAUGAAUUGAAUGAUGCAGCUGAUCGUAUUAGUGAAUUAAGCACACACAAUGCUAAUUUAUCAUCACAAAAACGACAAUUGGAAGCAAGUGUUGCUGCUAUGCAGGCUGAUUUGGAUGAAGCUGUUGCUGAACUUAAGAAUAGUGAAGAACGUGCCAAGAAAGCUGCUGCUGAUGCUGCUCGUCUUGCUGAAGAAUUGCGACAAGAACAAGAACAUGCCAUGCAAGUUGAACGACUUCGUAAAGGUCUUGAACAACAAAUUAAAGAUCUUCAAGAACGUCUUGACGAAGCUGAAGCUAAUGCACUUAAAGGUGGAAAACGUAUCAUUGCUAAACUUGAACAACGUAUUCAUGAAUUGGAAAGUGAAAUCGAAUUAGAACAACAUCGUCAUCAAGAAACAUUGAAAGAAUUACGUAAGAAUGAUCGACGAUUGAAAGAAUUAGCAUUUCAAGCUGAAGAAGAUCGUAAAAAUCAAUUACGUUUACAAGAUCUUACAGAAAAAUUACAAAGCAAAAUCAAAGUUUAUAAACGACAAGUCGAAGAAGCUGAGGAAAUUGCGGCACUCAAUUUGGCCAAAUAUCGUAAAGUUCAAACAGAACUCGAGGAUUCAGCUGAACGUGCUGAUAUUGCUGAAAAUCAAUUAGGUAAAUUACGUGCUAUAAGUCGUUCAUCUAUUAGUGUAAGCCGAACUUCACCAGGCCGUGAAAUUCGUGAAACAACUCUUAUGCGAGCGUCAUCAAUUACUCGUGGUGGUUCAGUUCGUCCCCGUUAA
Messenger RNA from Rotaria sp. Silwood1, 2274 nucleotides. Lineage: Eukaryota; Metazoa; Rotifera; Eurotatoria; Philodinida; Philodinidae. The record is from the annotation of a GenBank genome assembly.